UAAUCCAAAAAACGAGAAAGAAGUGGAAAAGGAAGGAUUGAAAAAAAAAAAGAGAGAAAAAAAAAUAGAAAAAAAAAAGAAAAAGAAAAAAGGGGAAAAAAGAAGAAGAAACGAAGGACGCCCGGCAUCGGUGACGUCACUGCAUAUUUCCUCUCUCUUUCUUUCUCUUUUUCGUCACUUAAUAAGAGCGAGAACGAGAAUAAGAGAGCGAGAUAAAUGCAGAGAAGCUUUAACCUUCUAGCUCGAGAACCGAUCGAUCGGGUGCGCGCGACGUACAGUACACAACGAAGCUCUUUUAUCGGUCGGAAGAAAGUUUAAGGCCGUGCGGCAGCACCGAUGGACAGGCGCCGUUCGUAGAUUCAGGAAGCAAGGCGAUUGGUUCGUGCACCGCUCUCGACCGUUCUUUGGCCCAAUCGCCUGCCUCGUUUAUUAACCCUUCCGGCCAUUUUUGUUUUUGUUUUUGUUUUUGUUAUCUUUCUCUUUCUUCCUCUCUUUUCGUUUCUUUUUUUUUUCCCCUCCUUUUUUUUUUAUUUUUUUAUUUUUUCAACGUCUCGCGAAAGGACCAAUUUUAUAAUUAUCGACAAAGAAAAAAAUGAGUCUCCUGUCUUCCAGCAUCGGCAGCGUUCGCUGCUUAGCGGAUGAGGAAGCUGAUAACAACAUGCUUCAGGAUCUUCAAUUAGCAGCGGAACUUGGCAAGACUUUGUUAGAACGGAAUAAGGAACUCGAGAAUAUAAUCAAAAUUCAUCAGUCCACGAUCGAGGAACAAGCGCAAGAAAUAGAAUAUAUGAAGAAGCAAACUGCUGCAUUGAGGGAAGUCAAUGAUUCGCGUCUUAAGAUUUACGAACAAUUAGAAGUCAGUAUACAAGAUUUGGAGCGUGCCAAUCAUCGUCUGGUCGUCGAGAAUACUGGCGAUAAAAAGCUAAUAAAAAAUCAAAGCUUAACCAUUGAAAAUCUCGAGACACGAUGCGAGGAACUUCAAAAGAAAAUCGACGAUCUUACAUCACAGAGAGAAGUAUUGCUUCGUCAGCAAACAGCAAAUCAAAAUCCUGCCGUCGUUCAAAUGCAAUCAGUUUCUUGGAAAGCAGCGGUAACGCCUGGUGGCAGUAUACGACAGAGCGCUGCCCCGAGCUCACCGAAUGUUUUUCAAGAAAUCAAUAAUGAUUCUAAUUUACAACAACCUGUAACGACAGCCUCGAACGAAGAAGAACUGACGGAUCUAUUAAUUCAAUUACAAGAAGCUCGUAGUCAAAGAGCUAGAGAACAAAAAAAAGUUGCUGAGCUUGGUCAACAAUUGACAACAUUGUUACAAGAGAAUAGUACUUUGGAAGAGCAAUUAACUUUUUGGCGUAGCAAAGCACAGGACGUGAAGAAUUUGCAAGAUGAAAUAAAUACCCUCGAGGAAGUUAGACGGGGCCAAUUAUGCGGACGUUGCCUUCGUGGAAUGGACACCAGAAAUCAUGAUGAAUUAUCCGUUCUGGAUGGAGAGGAGUACGAUGACAUUAGUAUUGCAGGUUCGCUCAUUAACGAACAAACUGAUCCUGAACCAGUUGUACAGGAAACUUGCAACAACAACAAGACAGGAGUGACGAGCGAGGUAAAUACCAACCCGUACAGAGAAUUGGUCGAAAAGUAUCAAGCGUUAUUGGAAGUCCAGAGAUUAUCGGCACCUCGUAGAAAGAACAGUAUUCCAACGAUCGGUGGUUGUAUGUCGCUUCAAGAAGAACUCGAAAUGUCAGGGGAGUACAAUUGUUUCCAGAAUCCAUCAACGGAGAACGAAUUACAACAGGAAGGUGGAAUAAAGUCUGGAAUGAUCGGUAAUAAUGCAGGUGGCGGUAGACGCGGUAAAGGAGAUAAUAUUGGGAAAAAAGCAUUUUCCGCAACACCGACAGAUUUUUCCGAGGCGGAAACAUCGUCUUCCGGUUUCUCGGAUGAAACAAGUAAUAAGGCAACGCAAACAGAUGGUAGACCCGGUUCAUUUCUCUGUUCGAUUGCCGACGGCGAGGAUUGCAAAUUUAGCAUUUAUGAUGAUAACAGUCCAUUCGAAAGUAGAUUUAGAAAGACCCCGGAAUAUAGACAAAUUUUUAGCGAGAUCUUUCGUGUAUUGAAGCGAGCUGCCGAGGCAAAGGACGAAGGUGAAAAGUUACCUUUGUUGGAUGAUCAAACGAAUAGCAGUGGCAAUGAUAGUGCUCAUUCAGAAAAUCGUAAUGAUAGUACGAAUCUUGGACAAGACGAUGUACCAAGCGAGACAACGGAUGAUAAUCAAAGUAUCAUGUCCUCGGUCAUUUCUUCGGUUGUCUCGGAGCCACCUUAUAAAAUGCAAACGCCAAUAACGUCAAAAGAAUCUACAAAGAAAGAAACUAACGAUAAAUCUCAAUCUGAUAUUGGUAAGACCGAGAAGACGUUGGAUAAUAGAGCGACCAAGCUCGAUUUCGUUUCCGUAAAUGUACACGUUAAAAAGAAUAGGUCGUCCGCGAAGAAGAAUCCUGCGAAAAAGUUGGCAUUUAACGAACGGCCAAAAACACCGAACAUUGUGCCAACUACGAAUCCUACUUUCGUCCAAGGCAAAUCUAAUAGCGGCGGCGGUAGACGAAGAUUUAGAGCUUUGACUCCGGUCGAACAUGAAGGUACUAACGUUUGGAAUAAUAGCUCUCAAUAUAAUCAAUCGAAAACGAGAGAAUCGCCAAAUACAGUUAGAAAAUCGCAAACGUUCGUAAAUCGUAACGCAACGGAGCAAAAUAGUCAUUCCUUCGAAUAUAGCGAAUAUAAACCUAGCACAGCCUCCGAAGAAGUCGCUAAAUUAAAACGUCUCGAAUUGUCUUAUGCCGAGGUUCUUAGAAUGCCAAACAAGUCCAAAGCGAAUCAUCAUAGAAGUUAAAUUAUUAUAACUCGCCGAAACACACACAUGCGCGCUCACACGCACAUACACACAUACAUACAUACAUACAUACAUACAUACAUCAUACAUACAUACAUACAUACA
This is a messenger RNA of Vespa velutina, 2980 nucleotides long. RefSeq lists its product as uncharacterized. The transcript has 7 exons. Lineage: Eukaryota; Metazoa; Arthropoda; Insecta; Hymenoptera; Vespidae. The record is from RefSeq and is a predicted model, not a curated record. The coding region runs from base 593 to 2875 and encodes 760 amino acids.